GGGAGUGACGGGAAGCUCAGUCCCCUCCGUCCAUAGUGGUUCGGGACACGGGAUCCUCUCAGAGUCCGGCCUGACUGAUCCACCCGCUCACCGCCAUUGCCCAGUGUGGAGCUCUUAAGUGGAAAACAACUCUAAGUGACUCAGACACUAAAAGUAUAAUGAGUACUGCACAGGGACCAGUAGGAAAAAAUGACGCUGAACAAUGAGUCCUGGGGGCUGCAGGUGUCGCUCGGUGGUCGAGCGCCUGGCCAACCUGUGCGAGGCCUGGGCUCCAUCCUCAGAAGGAGCUAGUGGGAAGCCCCGACAGGCCUCUCCACGAGGAACGUUGACGGAACGGCCACCUGUCUUGUGGCAGCAGCCUGCGAGCCAGACGCGCGGUUCUGCCAGGGUUAGCACUGCAGUCGUACGGCCCCAAGAAAGGGACAGCUUUUUAAGGGCCCAGCGCAGGGUAACCCAGCCCUUCCGCACCAGCAGGCCCCGUCCUGGUGGGGGCAGAAGCAGCACCUGGCCGAGCCGCCGCCGCCAGCACUCUGUCCUCCCCUCCUCUCUGCUCCCCUCCCCUCCCCGGCUGCCUAGCGCUCAUAAAGUUUAUUGCUGUUCCCUGCGGCUGCCGGGGAACAAGACAGCAAGCAUACGGAUUUCUGCCUGGGAAGGAUUUAUUCAAGUACCUCGCUCAGAGCAGGAGGGCACGGGGGACGCUGCUGGCAGCCAGGUAGGCCCAACCUGGCCUGCGCCCAAGGAUGCAGCAGGAUGGGGUGGGGGCUCCCUCAGCCACCAGACUCCCUCAGGCUUGUUCAGGUCUGUGGGGCAGGCGCCAAGGGAAGUGGCGCAGGAGGUGACCAGGAGACCUGGUCCUGCCUCGGUCUCCGGGUCCCUCCUGUCCGUGCCUCAGUUUCCCUCAUGUUUGUGUCUAUGUGUCAGCCUCCCAGGCUCCCCCACAGUAAGGCUCUGGCGAUGGGGCCUGGGAUGGUUCGGGCCCAAGCGCGGGUUCACUCCAGGGCCUGGAAGAGCCUCAAGGAUCCGAAGACCCUGCCCCUGCCCAGAGCAGCAGAGACUGCCGGGUGUGGGAGUGACUUCUGCCCCGCAGAUGCCCCCUCCGCUGCGGACACCUGCCCCCAGCCCUCAGCCACUGCCGUCAUCCGCCCCGUGGCUCCGGGGCGGUGUGGGGAUAGGACGUGCCGGUCCUGGGAAGGCACCAGGGCUGCUGUGGCUUUUCCUGGACACCAGCCCUCGGGAAGGGCCAACCCAUGGAGAGCAGAAGUCCUGGGCCUAG
Heterocephalus glaber (naked mole-rat) is the source of this 1273-nucleotide messenger RNA. Lineage: Eukaryota; Metazoa; Chordata; Mammalia; Rodentia; Bathyergidae. The record is from RefSeq and is a predicted model, not a curated record.